Messenger RNA from Neogale vison (American mink), 1383 nucleotides. RefSeq names its product T-cell surface glycoprotein CD1a-like. Gene Ontology annotation, biological process: immune response; antigen processing and presentation, endogenous lipid antigen via MHC class Ib; antigen processing and presentation, exogenous lipid antigen via MHC class Ib. The transcript is spliced from 6 exons. Lineage: Eukaryota; Metazoa; Chordata; Mammalia; Carnivora; Mustelidae. Gene Ontology annotation, molecular function: exogenous lipid antigen binding; lipopeptide binding; endogenous lipid antigen binding. The record is from RefSeq and is a predicted model, not a curated record. Gene Ontology annotation, cellular component: external side of plasma membrane. The coding region runs from base 98 to 1051 and encodes 317 amino acids.
AGAAGGGAGUCAGAAGAGAGGUGCGGUGUGUGGGGUUGGUUUGUUAGAACAACAGUCAAAGACUGACUUUGUAAGAGACAGAACAUCUGCAAAUACAAUGCUGUUCCUGCAACUUGUGUUGCUGGUGGUUCUCCUCCCAGGUGGUGACAAUGAAAAUGACUUCCAGGAGACCUCCUUCCAAAUCAUCUUGACCACAUCUUUUUACGAUGAUUCCCGGACACAAAAACUAGGCUCAGCAUGGCUGGAUGAACUACAGACUCAUGGCUGGGACAGUGACUCUGGCAAUUUCACAUGCCUGUGGCCUUGGUCCAAGGGAAACUUCAGCAGCAAGGAGCUGAUGGAAGAGGAAAGGUCAUUCCAUACAUUCUCCAUUAGAUUUCCUCUGAUAUUUCAGGACCAUUUCAGUGAAUGGCAGCUUGAAUAUCCCUUUCAGGUACAGGCAGCAAAAGGCUGUGAACUGCAUUUUGGGGAACGGUCAGUAGGCUUCAUGAGGAUUGCUUAUCAAGGAUCAGAUCUUGUGAUCUUCCAGAACAAGUCAUGGUGGCCAUCUCCAAAGGGAGGAAGAAGGGCUCAGCUGGUCUCCAGACUAUUCAAUCAGUACCAUGUGAUCAAUGUAAGACUACAAACACAUAUCAGUGACACCUGUCCCCGUUUCCUCUUGGGUCUUCUUGAUGCAGGGAAGACACAUCUGCAGCGACAAGGUGUCCUUGGAUGUGAAAGCCACGGAGGCUUCUGGCUUGUCAUGCUUGGUGAGACACAGCAGUCUAGGAGGCCAGGACAUGGUCCUUUACUGGGAGAAGCAUCAACCCAUAGGCUUGGUCUUCCUGGAAGUGAUAGUGCCCCUGCUGCUUCUGGGAGUUCUCACCUUGUGGCUCUGGAAACACAGGAAAACUCACUGGAGACCUCAAUGCACUGGCCUCCCACUGGAAUGAGAAACCAGCAACCCAGGGACCAGGAUAUACUUAAACCCAGCUCAGCAGUGAUGUCUUUGCAACCCUUUCUGUGCAACUUUUAUGUUUCAUUCGUGCUUAAUGAUCAGUUGGCAAUUUAAGCCCAGUGUAAUUUAGCUGGAUUUGUUUUUCUGACUUGGUUUGCAACUUAAUCUCAAAACUGAACUCAGAGUAAAAUGAUUUACGAGUGACCUCUAUGGGUCACGAGAAUCAGAUAUCACUUCCUCCAAUGAGAAUUCCCUGAUUCACAGGUAGAUUCAGUAUCCUUUAUAAGACUACCACUACCUUGACCUCCACUUUGGCUAAUCUGUUCCUGCCCCCAAACCCUUGUUGGUCCCAUUAGGUUCCUUUUGCUUUCUAACUCCUAGGCCUUUUGAGAACAAUGUCCAUGUCUUUUAAAUAUUUCUAUCUGCCAAAUGUCUCAUUGCAUGGA